AUGUCCGCACUACCAUGCAUUCGCUCUGCACGUGGCUCCCCACUCCUCCGUCUCGGAGGUCUACAAUCGCACCACAUCAACCGACCCUCCAUACAACGACUGCAUCCCAUCUCUCGCCCUUUGCAUAGCCUUUCCAGCUCUAGCAAAGUACGAACCAGUCCAAAUUCAUGCCAAUUGCCAUUGACUCCGCGGUCAGCGUCCGUCAAACUCGCAGCGAGAACUUACGCCGACCGAAAAGGAUCUACCGGCAAAGCCGAAGCUGAUCUCCUGGUCGAGGAACUACAGGAGUUGUACGAAGUGGCCAAAGACGAGUUCGAAAUUGCCACUGAGAGUACCGACUCAGCUACCAUCUACGCUGCUUCGGACCGCGAGUCUGCACGCGAUGCUCUCAACCAGCUGUCCACUGUGUAUGGUCUCUACACUGCUCGUCCCGGGGAAGUUGAGAAUGAGACGGAUGGGUCGUCGUCUGAGGUAGACGAGUCUGGGGAGAGUGCUAUUGUCGAAACUCAAUAUAAUCCCGCGGAGGUCCCGCAGGGUGUUAAGGAUGAGGUGCGUCGGCGGGUCAGGCAUCGGAUUCGGGAGUUGAAGAAUGCUGUUGAGGCGCUCGAGGAGAGGGCGAUGGAAGAUUGA
Molecule: messenger RNA, 630 nt
Organism: Penicillium verrucosum
Lineage: Eukaryota; Fungi; Ascomycota; Eurotiomycetes; Eurotiales; Aspergillaceae
Exons: 1
Coding region: 1-630 (209 amino acids)
Source: RefSeq, a predicted model, not a curated record